UUGGCCAGUUGUGACGGUGUUCGACAUUUCAGUGCCAGUUACAAAAGCGACGUGCAUGUGUUUGCGUCGAAGGCUCCACACUUGAAAUGGACCCUCGUGUUACGUUUCCUCACCUUGGUUGCCUUGUCACCUUCCUUUCCAUCCACCACAUUUCUACCAAAAAAAAAAAUAUUCUCAAACUUUAAAACUUUCCACGUUGUUUUGUCUUUUGAUCGGCACCCGUUUGGAUUGUUUUGUUUAGUCUCGUUUUUUCCUCUCUCCCUCCACUGAGAGCACUGGUGUCUGUGGUGUCGUGUACGUUUUACGUGUUCGUUCGAAGAAUCCAGGCAGGAGUCUUUUUUUUUUUUUUUUGUGUGUACAUAUAUUUUUUUUUUAAUGCUUUUAUUUUAAAUUUUAGUUUGAUUGUGAGAACUCAUUACCUCCUUUUUAGUAUCCCGAGCCUGCCCAGUGUUGGCUUCCAGCUACAAUUACUGAUUUGUCUUUUUAUUUGCUGUGUAAAUAGUUUGAUCUCGCUCUCUCUUGUUCCGCUGCUUAUGAAUAAUUUGUAGCAGGCUGACGUUUGGAUGGUCAUUCAUCUUGAUUGACUGGAUUGUAACUGCUGUCUCCUAUGUGUUAGAGAGAGAGAGAGAGAGAGAGAGAGAAGUAAAUGUUAUUUAAACGCAUGCUGCUGUCAGUCAAUUCAUUUCAAUGACUUUAAAGCCACACUAUGUAAAAAAAAAAAAAAAAAUACUUUGAAGGCAAAAUCACUUGGAGGACAAGGUGUGGUGUUGCCUUGGCAACCGCCCAUCACCUACUUUUUAACCAUUUAUAGUGGACCAGCCAGGAGCCCCUAGCUAAUGUUAGCACCACAAUUCAAAGUUGUGGGGAAAAAAAGCGCCCACUCAUUGUCAUGCUGGCUUAGAAAUAACUUCCGCCUGUAGGGGGCCCCCUUGUGCAAAAUUGUUGCCAUUGCUUUAAAUUCAUACCACAUUUGUUACACUGAUUUUAGUACUUUUAUACCUUACCUGGGUGCAGUACAGUCAAUACAGUGCUUCCUUUGCUAUACGAUGCUGAUUGCUUUAUGUACUAUGUAGCGUACUGGUCGCUAGGUGGCAGUCAUGACACAAAACAUUGAAAUACCUUACAUUAUCUUAACACUGCAUGUCCCAUAUGAUAGAUUGGGUGGGUUCUCCUCUGAUCCCGUGUGGAAGUGGUAAGUUGUUUUUUUUUUUUUUUAGCUUAAGUUUAGAAGAGGGCUGCAUGGCAGUUGAGUGGUUAGUGCAUGGACCUCACAGCUGGGAGACCUGGGUUCAAUCCCACCCUCAUCCAUCUCUGUGUGGAGUUUGCAUGUUCUCCCUGUGCAUGUUUUCUCUGGGGACUUCGGUUUCCAAAAACAUGCUAGGUUAAUUAGCGACUCCAAAUUGUCCAUAGGUAUGAAUGUGAGUGUGAAUGGUUGUUUGUCUAUAUGUGCCGUGUGAUUGGCUGGCGACUAGCCUCUUGUUCGAAGACCCUCCAGCACCCCCCGCAACCCUCGUGAGGAUAAGCGGUAGAAAAUGAAUGAAUGAAAGUUUAGAAGAAAAAUUAGAAAAAUUCAAGGCUAACUGGUUAGCUUGCUAAUUCGUGAGCUAGUGGCCAUCUUAAGCCCCUGCAGCACAAUUUGCAACAUAACUUAAUGAAUAGUAGGAGUGUAAAUGUGACUUUAGGGUUGUUACAGUAUGUCUACAAGGCUCUCUCAUUUCUAAAACCAAUUAAAGGCUAUAAAAUGAUGAUUGUUUUGUUCUUACAAAUUUUAAUUAGGUGAAUGUUGAUGCAAAUGAUUUUUCCCCUCUCAUUGCCCAAAAAUCAGCAUUUUUGUAAAGAUCCAGCCCUCUGCGGCCAUGGUCUGAGCCAUUUAUUGUUUUGACAUUUUACUGAUUUUUGAUUUUAACUAAUUGCAUGAACGUUUGAAUAUUACAAGGCACAAAAAAAACUACCAUAACAAUGUUAUUCUGACUUCAAACAUUUCAUUUAUAUUUAAUAGAUGGUGGUCAGUUUGACCCAUUUCUAUUUGUGUUUGAGCAUUGUGUGUAACAAGUGAAGAGUGGAGCCUAAAAACAGAAAUUAUGGCAUAAUUAAGCGGAACUGAUGCACUCUCCCAAAAAGAAGCACAAAGUAAACAAGUUGUCGUUGAAGUGAAACAUCUGCCUGCCUGCGCUUCUGCUUGAGGUGCCCUUGCCUGUGUGUGUGUGUGUGUUUGUGUAUUUUUUACACACCUCGUUAUCAGGCAUUGGCUUGCAGGCGUCUCAAAUGGGCCCAUUAGUGCAAGGGGGGGGGGCAUGUAUGAAUAUUUAGCAGCAUGUUGUUGGUAGGAGGGAUGAAUAAUUGCCUGAAACAACCAGUGGCUUCAAAAAAAAAAAAAAAAAAUGUCAAGACGGUCAUUGCCUGAUGACAUUUUACUUUAAUUUCGGCUCAGACAUUUUCUGUCUGCUUGUGAAGGAGCCCAGAGGUAACGUCGCAAGGCUUAAAUGAGUUUUUAUACAGAUUGAGGCUGUCUGUCUACAUGAUUGGCCGCACGGUGAGACGAACCCCCCCUUCAGGCCACCUUCAUUCUCUCACACUGAGAGGUGUUGAUGGCCAAAGAGGCAGUAAGCAGAUCUCAUUUUCCCCGAGGAAGGAUGAUUAAAGUUUUUUUUUUCUGUUGGGGCCCACUGAAAAUACCAACAGAUAUGAGGGUAGUUAGUCUGGGGUUCCAUAAUAAUGGGUUGUCCAAAAUCUAGCCGUGAUACUGCAAUUUAGUGUCUGUAGCUUUAAUGCAAAUGAGCUGAUUGACCACACCCCUCUCUCUCUAACCUACAAUACAAUACACUUUAACAACAUAACAGGUUCUCUAUAUAAUAAACAACGAGGACACAAACGUUAGCGAUGCUAGCAUGUGAGCUACAGUGCUAACAUUACGGUCACAUCUAGCUUAGUCGUUGAUCAAACAGUGAUCAUACCUACCUAGCCCCCCCCCCCCCCCCCCAAACUUCUUUAGCCGACUGGUGAAUAAGUAGGCAGGCUUUAGUUUAAGAUGUGUAGCGAAGCCUUUAAAACUGCUUUUUUAUAGCUGUCUUCCGGGAGGAAAUAAGUUUCGGUAGUAUUUUAAAUCCUCAAAAUACAACAAGGUACUGCAAAUAUUACGUGUUAAUGCAUGUAUAUCAAAAUUUGAAUUUUUUUUUCUUCAGUCGAAAUAGGUAUAUCCCAAUGACAGCAUUGUUAGCUAGCUGAAAUUAACUUGUUUUGUCAUGUUAUAAUGCACGGGAAAGAUAUGCGUGUUUCGCAUAAGGAUUGUGAAUGAUCGGCAAAAUUCCUCGCUUCUAUUGUGGAGUUGUAUCGUCAUAUUUGUGCAUCUUGCGAAAAAAAAAAAUAAAACCUGUAAGUUUGGUAGCAAAUGAGCUAAUACUAUUGCUAACACAAAUGUUACAUAGUUGUCCUCCAGGAGGAAAUACAUUUCGGGAGUGUUUUAAAUCACCAAAAUACGACAAAAUACUGCAAAUAUUACGUGUUAUCAUCAGUGUACGUGUUAAUGCAUGUAUAUCAAAAUGUUAAGUUUUUUUUUUCUUCAGUCGAAAUAGAUGUAUCCCAAUGACAGCAUUGUUAGCUAGCUGAAAUUAACUAGUUUUGUCAUGUUAUAAUGCAUGGAAAAGAUAUGUGUGUUUCGCAUAAGAAUUGUGAAUUAUCGACAAAAUUCCUCGCGUCUAUUGUGGAGUUGUAUCGUCAUAUUUGUGCAUCUUGCAAAAAAAUAAAUAAAACCUGAACGUCUGGUAGCGAAUGAGCUAAUACUUUUGUUUUGUUUUUUUUUACCUAUCACAAAGCUGAGAUACAGGCUGUCUAAAAUAUAGAAUAGAAUAUCAAAGUAGCCCGUCUAUUGUUUGAUUUAUCAGUAAGUGGACACCCCCGCUCUAGGGACACACAUUAGAGAGCACUAUUAAAAAAAAGUGUCCCUUUAAUGCAUUUUUGCUUGGUUUUAUUCUUCCUGUAAUCUAUUUGGUCUCGGGUCAGGCUUUGUUGUUGUCAUUGCUGCAGCCCGUCUACUCAGAAGACUCCCGGUGGACGGCGUGCCAGGCGCAUUUUAUAUUCCCGCCCACACAGUCACCCUGCGACACUGACACUGCUGCCGCCCGUCCCCCCCAAUAUAGCGAGGAAGCGCUCCCUAGAAACCCCGACAAUGUUAUCGCUAACAAAGCAAAAGUUGUUACUUUAUGCCUGCCGCAUGUCAUUUCUCCCGUCUUUUAUGCCCCGAGAUGGAGCGCUGAUGAUUUACUGCGCCUUUUUAGUGCCUAAAAAAAAUGCUAAAAAUGUAUGCAAGUGGCGUAUGUGAGCAAGGCUGUUUAUAGCAGGAUUAGUCAGAGGGAAACAGCCCACUUCCCCUCAGUGACAAACACUCCAUUAAACUGCACAGCAUGGAGGGAAGCUAGCAGUCGCUGCCUCUCCAUUCGCUUUUGGAUUGUCCUUAUGAUACAUCUUAUGCACCAGGAGGGCAUUAAAUAUUAAAUGUGAGGACACUUCCAAUCAUAUACUGUAGCAUCAAUUCACAAACAUGUCAAGUAUCAUGAUCUGGCUGCUGCAUGAGUGCUGCCGGCACUUUUGCGGGGGCUGCGGUUCUAGAUUGGACAGCAAUCAUUUUUUUUUUUGGCUUUGUUUUUAAUGAUAGAAAUGUCAAACCACUUAGUAAUGAUUGCUAACACAAAUGUUAGCAAUACUAGCAUGUGAGCUACGGUGCUAACAUUACGGUCACGUCUAGCUUACGGUCACUUCUGUAGCUGACUGGUGAAUAAGUUGGCAGGCUUUAAGAUGUGUAGCAAAGCCUUUAAAACCACUUUUACAUACACCAGGAGGACCUUAAAUAUUAAAUAUGAGGACAGUUCCAAUCAUAUACUGUAGCAUCAAUUCACAAACAUGUCAAGUAUCAUGAUCUGGGGGCUGCAUGAGUGCUGCCGGCACUUUUGCGGGGGCUGCGGUUCUAGAUUGGACAGCAAUAUCUUUUGCUUUUCUUUUUUUUUUUGCUUUGUUUUUAGUGAUAGAAAUGUCAAACCACUUAGUGAUGAUGUAUAUUAUUUUUUUAUUUUCGCAAAAUCAUAACGCAUGCAGUUGUUCUACACAAGGACUCUUGCUGCAACAUUAUUAGCAUUCCAGUCGACACCCCCUUCCUUGCUGUUCCCCGUCCCCUAGUGAGCAUCGCCGACAAUUAGUGGCCACAUUAGAUGUUAGCUAUGCUGUCGAAAACCCAACGCUAAAAUGCUAAAGCUACUUACCAUUGAGAGACGUCUUGAAGUAACCUCUUUUUGUGAGAAACUUCCGACUGUAGUCGACUUCCGGAUCGUAUUCGGCUGUAUGUUAAAAGUCGACAUUUUUAAAAGAUAAAUCAACAUUUAUUAUCAACUCCUAUAAUGUUGCGUUCACUGCUAGCACAAACAGGAAGUCCUUGUAAGCACUAGGGAGUGUGACCAAUCUGUGGGCGGGCCAUGGGUGGAAUACAUUAAAACAGACCGUUUUGGCAGGAAGCAAGAAAUCCAGCCGAAUAGGUGCAGAUUCUGGAAGAUCUAAGAAAGCUUUUUGUGCUGGUUAUUGUGUGUAGCUGCUCUAUAGGAGUCUGCAACUUUAAAAAAAGUUCAAACUAUUAUGCUUUUUCAUUUAUAUCAUAAAGCUAGGAUGAUUAAAUGUUAUUUUUCUUAAUCGUUCAGCCCGAGUUUGUAGUUUUUUUUUGCCUACUCACUUGUUGCUAGGCAGAAUAGAUAUAGCUCAAUGAAUGGUAACCGACCCGAAUGCUUAUUAAAAUACAUAUCUAGGCUCACGUUUGCGUACCCUGUUGCUUUUGCUGGACACUGCAGUAUCAUACUCCGUGAGGAGACCCCCCCCCCCCCGCCCAAUUGCCUAAAAUGUCUUUCCUGAGGCUGUCGUUUCAAGCUCCAGCGUAUAAACACAAAGAGAUGAAGCCCAAUCAUUCCACUAUGCAAUCAUCAUAAGAAAAAUAAUACAAGAAAAAUAUUCUCCUCUAGCUACUUCUUGCCCCCCCCCACUCCUAACCCCCCUUUCCCUUAUGACGGUGUCCUCAAUAUUAAUAGUUUUCACUUGCACUCCUUCCUCUUAUUUCCUUGGCUGCCACUUGUCUGGCACACCAUCAGCAUGCAAUUACCUCAUAUUGUCAAAACACUCUACGUGAGUGUGUGUGUGUGUGUGUGUGUGUGUGUGUGUGUGUUUGAUAUUUUUGGGUGACUGCCGACAGAAUUGAAAGUUGUAGAUGUUUAUUUCUUCUUUCGUCUGUCUCGCAAAUUCACGUGUACUCGCUGUCAAAGUACACGAGAUGGAGAAGGGAUGCUUUUAUUUUCCUAAUCACGUCCAAAUACUUUUGACCGCCUGCCAAUGGAGGUAAAGUCUCGGGUGUCCGCACAACCAACGAGAGACCACACACACCCACAAUGGCAAAUGGGCACAACCGGGAGAACCAAGCCACCCCACCACCCAGCCCGGCCUAGUAUGUGCCACCCCCACACCCGACCCCCGACACUGAAGGACACUCCGAACAUCUACACAAGUCCCCACUAUUUUAAAAAAAAUCCAAGACCAACAGUAUGUCCAAAUACUUAUGCCCCUGAAAUACUGUAGAUCCAUCCCACUGUGGAUGGUGUCCUGUAACCGGGAAUCAAACAAGGGCAGAGAAAAAAAGCAGCUGUGGUCACUCAGAUGCUGGCCCUCCCAUCUCCGGUUUCUGGUUUUAGCCCCACGACGCCAUUAGCAGGAAGUUUCUGGAAGCUCUGAAAUCAAGUUACGGCGUCAUCAGAGGUCCCCGAAGUGAAACCCUGCCUGGCCCCCGUGGACGCUGCAUGACAUGCGUACUCCCUCCUCGGGACUCAGUGGUCAUCAGACUGGAUGAAGACGACAGUGGAAGCUCCAAAGUCAAACAGUUUUUUUUCUAGAACACUCCUCAAACUCCCAGUUUGUUUGGAUUUUGCGAUUGGAAACGAUGAAAAAUAAGAAAUAAUCUGUUCCAGGGUCAAACCGUGGCCAUCAUAAAACCUUUAACUGGAAAUCAUAUACAUCCAAUGAAUCUAUUCCAGUCAACCCAAAAUUAUGACCACAUAGAAAACUAUUAUAGUUCUCAAAGCUGAAUAUAUUACCUAAAAUAUAAAAUAUUACCUAAAAUUAAAAUAUAAAUACAAAAAAGUUAAAUAAAAAAAGUUAUAAGUUAAAAUAAAAAAAGUUUAAAUAUCAAGACAAAAAAAGUUAAAUAAAAAAAGUAAAAAUAAGUUAAAUAAAAAAAGUUAAAAUAAGUUAAAAUAAUAAAGUUUAAAUAUCAAGACAAAAAAAGUUAAAUAAAAAAAAUUAAAAUAAAAGUUAAAAUAUCAAGACAAAAACGUUUUAAAACGUUAAAAUAUCAAGACAAAAAAGUUAAAAUAUCAAAACAAAAAAGUUAAAUAAAAAAGUUAAAAUAUCAAGACAAAAAAAGUUAAAUAAAAAAAUAAGUUAGUUAAAUAAAAAGUUAAAUUAAAAUAAGUUAAAAUAAAAAAGUAAAAAUAAACAAACAUUCCAACAAAGAUUAGACUCUCACAUUUUGUCAAGACAAAGUUUGUUUCUAUCUUUUUCUGUUUUUUAGUAAUCAGCAGUAGAACAUAGGUCAGUUUCAGGAAAAUAUCAGUUCCCGACUAAAAAAAAACAGCCUUUUGUAAAUAUGACAACAACACAAAAAAGGGUUGUUUCACAUACAUUUUUGUUAAUUUAAAAGUGUUAUACGAUCAGCUGUAUGUUCUCAUGUCCAUUUCAGACCACAUCAAACUAUGUAAUUUUUUUUUUUUUUAGUGUGCCGAAUAUGGCCUCGGGCAGUAGUUUGCCCACCACUGCAUUAGUGGAACAUAAAAAAAAAAAACGCUUUAAAUGCAUUCUCGGGAUCAUUGAAUGAGUUAAUAAUGAUUUGGCGUGCAUGAGAAAGUGGAACGGUCAAGUAUAUUGAACACCUCAGCAGAAACCAAACCGAAUGUAACAGCGGUAAGAAGAAAACUGCUGAGCCAGCAGUAGUAGCGCUGAUUGGUUCGUUGUAAAAAAAAAAAAAAAAAAACAGUACGGCGAGUAACUAACACUUGCGUUUUUUCCGAAAGAGGCGCUUCAUUGUACCUCGGAAAGACAUCCAGAUGUGUAAAAUCUCAGGAAUGCUCACGUCAACACCCGUCCCUCAAGUGCACCAGACUAGCGUGAAGCGUUAAUAUUUCAUAGCUCUCCUCCGGCACAGAGCAGACCCAUCCAUUCCCGACAUUCCCAGCAUUCUCUUUUACCCCCAUCUCUGUCUGGCAUGGUUCCACCCACCCACCCGUCCACCGGCCGGCUUUCACUUUAACCUGUCAAAUCAUCCACUUUAGGCUAAUUGCGGCGUAUCGGAGUCGGUACCCUUCUCUCAAUAAAGCCACGCUGACACGGAUGCAUUAUUCAUAACAUCCACAGAAGGUCAGCUGAACUUGCCCAGGACAGCCAAUGACUCAUAUGAUUGAGAAUCCCCUUCACAGAUAUUAUUUAUAAAACAUUCAGUGGACCACAAAUACAGAGGCCGCUUGACAUUUCAAUUAUUUGCCCCCGAUGCGAGCACAUAAGGUCGGGAAAGCCGUGGGAUGCUGAUAAAUCUUGGCUCGCUGAAGAAGAGGAACCUUCUUUUAUGAAGCCUUUCAUGACUGGCGCAGUCAUGGAGUAUUAGCUCUGACAAGCUCUUCACUUGUUUCUCUGCCUACCUACAGGAUAUUCAUUUCGUAGCAAAGACCGUUUCUCUUGCCUUGUCCUAGCUUGUUUAUUGUUUCUAUUCACCUUUCAACAGUUCCCACCGAAGGCCACAUACUGGAAAAUCAAAAGAUGUGGGGUCCGCCAUGUAGAUAUGCUAUUUUUUUAUAUUUAAAGGAGACAUAUUAUGCUUUUUUUCACUUUUCUGACCUAUAAAUGUAGUUAAAAUGUUGUAUUCCCGUGUUAAACGAUGCCAAAGUUUAAUUCUGAAAGACGUUUCUGAUAGCUCAAAACACUCAGUUUUAAAAGGCGUGGUCAAACUCUUCCUUUGUGAUGUCACAGAGGGACAGACUUCCUUAUAUGUAAACUCUCUGCCUUCCUUCAAGCUGUUUACUUGCUAGCAAUGCCUCGAAAAGGGAAAGCUACAUUUGUUUACAAUUCCUAAAGACAAAGUGGUUGGAGUAUUAGCUCUGACAAAGUAAAAGAUUCGAUUACCUUCCUGCCGAGCAUGUCAACAUUUUGAAGACAAAAGCAUGUUUCCCUUCCUUCACGGUCAAGAUUGUUUCGGUUUCACUUGUUUCUCUGCCUACCUACAGGAUAUUCAUUUCGUAGCAAAGACCGUUUCUCUUGCCUUGUCCUAGCUUGUUUUUUGUUUCUAUUCGCCUUUCAACUGUUCCCACCGAAGGCCACAUACUGGAAAAUCAAAAGAUGUGGGGUCCGCCAUAAUAUGCAGGUUUUUUUAUAUUUAAAGAAGACCUAUUAUGCUUUUUUUUCACUUUUCUGACCUAUAAAUGUAGUUAAAAUGUUGUAUUCCCGUGUUAAACGAUGCCAAAGUUUAAUUCUGAAAGACGUUUCUGAUAGCUCAAAACGCUCAGUUUUAAAAGGCGUGGUCAAACUCUUCCUUUGUGAUGUCACAGAGGGACAGACUUCCUUAUAUGUAAACUCUCUGCUUUCCUUCAAGCUGUUUACUUGCUAGCAAUGCCUCGAAAAGGGAAAGCUACAUUUGUUUACAAUUCCUAAAGACAAAGUGGUUGGAGUAUUAGCUCUGACAAAGUAAAAGAUUCGAUUACCUUCCUGGCGAGUAUGUCAACAUUUGAAGACAAAAGCAUGUUUCCCUUCCUUCACGGUCAAGGUUGUUUCGGUUUCACUUGUUUCUCUGCCUACCUACAGGAUAUUCAUUUCAUAGCAAAGACCGUUUCUCUUGACUUGUCCUAGCUUGUUUUUUGUUUCUAUUCGCUUUUCAACUGUUCCCACCGAAGGCCACACACUGGAAAAUCAAAAGAUGUGGGGUCCGCCAUGUAGAUAUGCUAUUUUUUAUAUUUAAAGGAGACCUAUUAUGCUUUUUUACCACUUUUCUGACCUAUAAAUGUAGUUAAAAUGUUGUAUUCCAGUAUUAAACGAUGCCAAAGUUUAAUUCUGAAAGACGUUUCUGAUAGCUCAAAACACUAAAAACAGUUUUAAAAGGUGUGGUCAAACUGUUCUUUUGUGAUGUCACAGAGGGACAGACUUCCUUAUAUGUAAACUCUCUGCUUUCCUUCAAGCAGUUUACUUGCUAGCAAUGCCUCGAAAAGGGAAAGCUACAUUUGUUUACAAUUCCUAAAGACAAAGUGGGUGAUUCCCGACCAGUAAAAGAAAUGCAUUUUAAUCUGUUAACGGCAUUUUACACUGUACUGUUUUGUGAACAUGAGCCAGUUUGCAGCUGGCCUAGCCCACAAACUUGAUGCUUUUCCAACGUUACUUGGCCGCGUGGAAGAGUCACAAGAGCAAGCGGUAAGUAACAGUUUAUCAGUGUCUUAUUUUUGUGUUUAUUUUGUGUAAGUCAUUGAACAAAAGCGCUUGUCUGUGUAGCAUUAUAGCAUACAGGAAACAAGGUUGCUAAUAGCCUUGUAUUAGUACUGGUAGUCCCGCAAAACACAUUAAACCUUACAGAUGCUGUAGAAAACCCAACGCUAAAAUGCUAAAGCUACUUACAAUUGAAGUAGCCUCUUUUCAUGAGAAAUUUGUCCAGUCUCUAUUUCCGGAUCGGAUUCGGGAUCGAGCACAUAUGUUUGUAUGUUAAAAGCCGACAUUUGAAGAAGAUAAAUCGCUGUUUAUUAUCAACUAAACAGCUAGCAGCACCAACCGGAAUUCUUUCUUUGCACUCAGGAGUGUGACCAACCAAAGCAGAGUGGGCGUGUCUGGAGGCGGGCCGUCACGUUCUUUCAUUCCCUUCUGAUUUCAUUUCUCCAAAGCAGCGGAAGCACGAUAAGGAGGACUUGGACCGUGUGUUUAACUCCCUGAACGCAUCGCCGUAUGUCCUGCUGGUACACUUCAAGCGCCACCAUGCUCCAAGAAAAGCCUGUCCCUCUCCCUGCCGGUCCCCCGCGAAGGACAAGCCACCCUCAAGCCUCCGCAGCACCUCUGGAGGCAACCCCGGACCCCUAUCAAGAUCAAGCACCGGGGCUACUCCGACACCGACCGGCACCACCACCGGCACAUGGAGCGCUCGGACGCCGUGGACACGAGCGACCGGCCCGGGUUGAAGAAGUCGCGGAUGUCCUGGCCGUCCUCCUUCCACGGAACCACGCACACGUCCAUCGGGAACUGUGUCGGCAAUAGACGCUUCGAUUCGGAGAAUGGCCCCUCGCCGGGCCGCAGCCCCAUGGAUUCGCAGGCGAGUCCCGGGCUGGUGCUGCACCCUUCCUUCCCCCAGAGCCAGCGCAGGGAGUCCUUCCUGUAUCGCUCCGACUCCGACUACGACACGUCCCCCAAGACCAUGUCACGUAACUCCUCCAUCAACAGUGAGGGGCAUGCUGAAGACAUGAUCGUCACCCCUUUCGCUCAGGUGUUGGCUAGCCUCCGAACUGUAAGAAGCAACUUCACCAUCCUCGCCAAUGUCACAACCCCCACUAACAAGAGGUCGCCCGUGACAAGUCAGCCCACUGUUCCCCAAGCUACCCUUUCUGAUGAGACAUACCAGCAGAUGGCUCGGGAGACUCUGGAGGAACUGGACUGGUGUCUGGACCAGCUGGAGACCAUCCAGACCCACCGCUCCGUCAGUGAGAUGGCUUCCAACAAGUUCAAGAGGAUGCUGAACAGAGAACUGUCCCAUUUGUCAGAGAUGAGUCGCUCAGGGAACCAGGUGUCAGAAUACAUCUCCACUACCUUUCUGGGUAAGACAAAACCUGCUCUGUCUGAUGGCUUUGACCCGCAGCCGACUAACGACCCAUCUACCCACCUACUGACCCUACCAGAUAAGCAGAACGAGGUGGAGAUCCCGUCCCCGACCUUGAGGGAGCGGGAGAAGCCGAUGUGUCACAUCAGCGGCGUGCGGAAGCUCACGCACAGCUCCAGCCUUUCCAACUCCACCUUGCCUCGCUUCGGCGUCAAGACCGAGCACGAGGACGCGUUAGCUAGAGAGCUGAAUGACUUGAACAAGUGGGGCCUUAAUAUAUUUCGUGUGGCAGAGUUCUCCAACAACCGUCCCCUGAGCUGCAUGAUGUUUGCCAUCUUCCAGGAGCGAGAUCUGCUGAAGACCUUUCGGAUCCCGAUGGAUACGUUCGUCACCUAUGUGAUGACUCUGGAGGACCAUUACCAUGCCAACGUGGCCUACCACAACAGCCUCCACGCUGCAGAUGUCACUCAGUCCACGCACGUACUGCUGUCCACGCCGGCUCUAGAUGCUGUGUUCACGGAUCUGGAGAUCUUGGCCGCGUUGUUUGCUGCUGCCAUUCAUGAUGUGGACCAUCCAGGAGUGUCCAACCAGUUCCUCAUAAAUACCAAUUCCGAACUCGCUCUGAUGUACAAUGACGAGUCGGUCCUGGAGAACCACCACCUAGCCGUGGGCUUCAAGCUUCUUCACGAGGAGAACUGCGACAUCUUUCAGAACCUCAGCAAGAGGCAGAGACAGAGUUUGAGGAAACUGGUCAUCGACAUGGUUCUGGCGACGGACAUGUCCAAACAUAUGAGCCUGCUAGCAGACCUCAAGACCAUGGUGGAGACCAAGAAGGUGACCAGCUCGGGGGUUCUACUGUUGGACCACUACACGGAUCGGAUACAGGUGUUGAGGAACAUGGUGCACUGCGCUGACCUGAGCAACCCUACAAAGCCUCUGGCCGUGUACCGACAGUGGACGGAGAGGAUCAUGGAGGAGUUCUUCAGGCAAGGAGACAAGGAGAGGGAGCGAGGGAUGGAGAUCAGCCCCAUGUGUGACAAGCACACCGCUUCUGUGGAGAAGAGUCAGGUGGGCUUCAUCGACUACAUCGUCCAUCCUCUGUGGGAGACUUGGGGGGACCUGGUGCAUCCCGAUGCCCAGGACAUCCUGGACACCCUUGAGGACAACAGGGACUGGUACCAGAGCACCAUCCCGCAGAGCCCGUCACCUCCUCCCGUGGGCCAGGACAAGGAGCUCAACGCCUGCACGGACAAGUUUCAGUUCGAGCUCACCCUCGACGACGGCUCCCGGGCCGAGCAGGAAGACGAGGGCGACGCCGCGGCGUGCCCCAACCACGUAGAACAGGACUGCAGCCGGGACGAGGAAGGCGGGAAGGAAGAUGACGAGGAGGACGUUCUGGAGGAGGAGGAGGAGGAGGACGAGGACAUCAUCGAGGAGGAGGAUGAGGAAGUGGCCAUGGAAGAGGAGGAGCAGGAGGAGGAGCUGAAAGUCGAGGAAUCGAAAAAGGAGAGACUUUUUGACACCAGUCCUGUAGAAGAAGAGGAGGAUUCUUCUUCGCUAGCCGAAGACACAUGAGGUCGUGCUCAUGCCAAAACCGAGAAACAAAAACAUGACAAUACUGACCUUUAAAUCUAUUUUUCAACAACAACAAGAGAAAAAAGGGAAUGAGAAGUUCAUUACACAGCAACUGUAGACGGUGUAGCACUCUGGGAUGGGAAGGCACACGCAAAUAACACACGAAUGCAGCGGCGGAAAUGCAGAUUAUGCAGAAUGCUUGCAGUACCAACCGCCACCAACGUGGGCCGCUGUUUUCCCGCAAACACACACUAUGUUUGUAUGUGACACAACUGAUCAGUAAUUUCUUUUUAUUUUUAUUUUUUUUGGAAAAAGCCAUCUCUUAAUGGAGUGUUCAGUCAGUAUUAGUAAUCCAUGUUCAGUAGAAUCUCGGCAGAAAGCGGGCGACUUUAUUUGAUUUUUUUUUUCCAUUUCUGUCGGAAAAAAAAAAAAUAAGGGAAUGUGGAUGCUUGCGACGAUGCGGGGCCUUCCACCCCGUACCCACCCCCCUUUACGAGGCUUAGCUAUAUGCUACAGCGGUGCGAGAUGGCUCUGUGCCUUUUCUGACUCACCACGCCUCCUUCGGUGGAGCUUGCGGUGAAGCAAUGCAUUGUGGGACUGGGGAGUUUUAUUAUGCGUGUGCUUUUUUUUUUACUCAUUUUUGAAGCUCUACUAGUGUGUGUAUGUGUGUGUGUGUGUGUGUGUGUGUCACCGUUUCGAGCUGUUUCUUAGUCUUCCUUAGUUGCUCUUCUGCUGAGGUGGAGACGCAGAGCAAUCGCUAGCACCGCCGCUAAUGGACACUUUUAUCGGAAUGGUCUUAUACCUUUCUUUUCUGAAGAAUAAGCCAUGCGAUGCUUGGGUGCAUUUUCUUUGCCUAUUAUUCUAAAACAGCUGAAUUAUUAUUAUUAUGUUAUCAGCCACACCCACUUGCACUGUGCGUCCUCAUGCAACGAUCACCAAAGUACACGACGAGUGCAGGGUAGCGGGGGGGGGGGGGGGAUGUCAGGAAGUUGGUCGUAGUAGAUCCUAAAGCAUUGUUAAUCUCACUGGUUUGUGUUUUGUUUUAGCAGCAAAUGCAGUGAGUGAAAGUGAAAGUAACUCUGUCGUCCUGAUAUAAAGCCAUGGUAUAAAAAAAUUAUGGUUAAAAAGGCCCCAAAAUCAGUUUUUCAUGCUCUAAACGCGCUGAUUUAAAUUCAUUUAUAUAGUAGAAACAAUUACAGGCAUAGAGUAUACAGCAGGGGUGUCCAAAGUGUGGCCCGCAGCACAGAAACAAAAUUCAACAAGAAAAGAGCAAAAAUGGGGGGAAAAAGGAGUACAAAUGUGAAAACAUUAUGAGAAAAAAGUUGCAAUCUUAAAAGUAAAAAAGUACCGUAAUUUUACAAGAAUAAAAUAGUAAAUAGAAAAUUAAUGUCAUUUUAGGAGCAUAAAUUUGUAAUGUUACAUUUUUUUAAAGUCAAAAUAUUGUGGAAAAACAACAGAUAAAGUUAAGAAAAGUUAAGAAAUUUGAAAUAUUAAAUAAAAAUUAUUAUUUUUAAUAAAUUAUUGUAUUAAAAAUAAUAAUAAAAAAAUAAAUUAAUAAUAAAUUAUUUUAAGUUGCAAUAUUGUGAAAAACAACAGAUAAAGUUGGAAUUUUUUGGAAAAUUAUGUUAAAAAAAAUGAAGACAAAAUAUCAUCGGAAAAAAGUAGGAAUGUCCGAUAAUUAUCAGUGCUGGUAAUUAUCAACCCAAUAUCAGCAUAAUAAUGUGAUAUCAGUCAACAUCUGUGUUAAAUUUUUUCCCAAUCAUGAAAAAAUAUAUUUUUAUAUUUAAAAAAUGAUGUAUACAACACAUGCGUGUUCAUUUUUUAUAGCGGUAUCAGCUGAUAUCGGUAUUGGGAAUCGAGAGUCAGUUUUCAGACGUCCACAGAAUAAAGUCAUAAUUAUGAGAAAAAUAUUGAAGGAAAAAGUUGGAGAAACAGCAGAAAUUAUAUUUAGAUAAAUUAUACAUUUUAAGAGAAAAUUUCAUAUUCAAAUGGGGUAAAAAAAACAUUUCUACAAGAAUAAACUAAAAAAUAAUGAAGAAUGAAGUUGUAAUUUUUGCAAUAUUAGGUUUGGUUAAAAGUGAUCAUAUUAAGAGAAUAUAGUCAAAAUAAUAUGGGAAUAAAGUCAUCAUGAGAAAAAAAUGUACAAGAAAAAAACAGAAAUAUUUGUGAAAAAAAUUAAAAUUAAGGUCAAAAUAUUAAAAUAAAAAAAUUUGAAAUCCAAAAGUGAAAAUCAGAAAAUUUCUUGAAAAACAGAAAAUGAAAAACAUCAAAGUUCAUUCUAAUAAUAGUUUAUUUUUUCUUCAAAUAUAUAUAACUUCUUAGCAUCAAUAUAUCAAACAGACCCUUGCAUUCUUUCAGUUUUUCAACAUGUGGACCUUGGCGGGAAAAAGUAUGGACACCCUGCUAUAUACACUAUUCUUCUUGCAGAACCGUCAGUUACCACAUUACAAACCCAUCACGUAUUGUCAACACAUCUUCCUGCUGGACAAUGUUGAGGUAACUGACUUGUGCCACAGCGCCUUCCGCUGGAUUCAUAGUAACAACUCUAUUUUUCCCACAAUUUAAAUCUACAAAUAUUAGGAGCGGCGAAUUCUGAACCAUUUUUAUUUUUGCCUUAACACAGGGGUGUCCAAAGUGCGGUUAUUUUAAUGACCCUGGACAUAUUCUCAACAAAUAAAUAAAUACUUUAUUAAUGAGGUAUUAACAGAUGCUUUGUCACCUGUAACAUAAAGCUAUGUUUUGUUCAGAUAGCAUCUUGAAUACACAAAACAUUAUUUGAUUUUCUGAAUGCAGCCCUCGGUGGACAUGGUUUGGACACCCCUGCCUUAACAGGAAGCUGCUAUGCUACUAUACGUACAUAUUAUUAUUAUUAUACAUCUGUAUUAGUAUGCAUUGCAUCGGCCUGUUUGUUCUAUACGGUACAGAAUGUGUCUUUCAAAAUGAGAUUGUUGCUAUACUGGAGUUUGAUUGAUUGACAAGGUGCCAUAAUAGAACGUCAAAUUACUACAUGCAUUGUUUAGUGUAGUUUUCACAGGGUAAAAAGUACGAGCGUGAGCCAGGUUCUGCAGGACAGCAACCGAGCUCUGGAAUAACCGCAUCAGCAUAUGCACCAUUGCCUGUUCGCGUCAAUAUUAUUAUUAUUAUUAUUAUUAUUUGUAUGUGUGUGUGCGUGUGGCUGCUUCUUGUGAUGUCAUUAAGCUAUUAAGCAGGAAAAAAAGUUACUAUUUAAUUGCCAUACAAACACAAUACUGUAGCAGUUGUUUCUUAAUUAAUAAGAAGAUUAUUCAGUGGGUUGAUUGCUGCCAUUCCUUUAAAAAAAAAAACAUUAUGAGAAAAACCACAGGAAGUGUUUUUCUUUGAACAGUUUGUGUACAGUUUAUUUUUAUAUCAUUCCGGUGGCUGGCGUAAAGGGAAAACACACACACACACACACGCAGAAAAGGAAUCACAUAAUGGAUAUACCUGUAAGCAUAAUCACUUGUGUAAAUAUUGUAAUAUUGCAUUCAUGUAAAUGAUGAUUGAGCAGUGAGUGAGCACUGCAGGCCACAGUUGUCACCUCUUUGUCAUUCUGUUGCCUGUUUUUUGUCGUUCACCUCAAAUAUACCAGCACUUUAUUUUGUCAGGCUCUGAAGCUGUAAAGUAGUGUCUUUUGUUUUUGUUUUUUUGUUGUUUUUUUUUAAGUCUGUGCUGUUGAGGCCUCAUCGCACCGUAGUCACCUAAACUUAACCAGUCUUGAUGAUAGUCCACGUGAGAUUGCUUUGACUUGUGAAGUCAAAAAAGGUGAGCAGGUAACGUCACGCCGGAUGUGACGCCUUCAUAUAUAUACAGUAUAUAUAUAUAUAUAUAUAUGAAAUGUGUCCUUAUUUGUCUCUCGCCGCCAUUUUCUAUCUAGCACUAUCACCGCCUCUUGUUUCUUAGUAAUCACUAGCCUGCCAUCAGGUUAGCUGGAUGCAGACUGACUCCCUCUAAGAGUGUUUUUUUUUUUUUUUAAGCUUUAAAGUCACCUGUGUUCACAAGUGAGACAAAUUAUUCAAAAGGGGUGGUUAAUUAAAAACAACAUGAAAUGAUUGUAAUAUUUGUAAAUGAUCCCUCUCUGUAACGUGUAAAAUGUGUCCAGGUUAUUUUUUAUUAUAUUAUUUUUAUGAAAUUUUGUUUCCUCUCGAGAGAGCCGCCGAGGUGUCAUUUUGUGAAUAAAUGCAUUUAAUAAGCAAAUAUCUAUAUAUAAAAAAUAUGAUAGUAUAUCAGUAUAUAUUUUUUUUUAUUUCACUGUUCGGUACUGUAAAGUGUGUUAGAAAUACAAUAAAGUACAAUUUUUAUAUUA
Doryrhamphus excisus (bluestripe pipefish) is the source of this 17747-nucleotide messenger RNA. The record is from RefSeq and is a predicted model, not a curated record. Lineage: Eukaryota; Metazoa; Chordata; Actinopteri; Syngnathiformes; Syngnathidae.